Messenger RNA from Thamnophis sirtalis, 1287 nucleotides. Its product is annotated as leucine-rich repeat-containing protein 3. NCBI's taxonomy places the organism in Eukaryota, Metazoa, Chordata, Lepidosauria, Squamata, Natricidae. The record is from RefSeq and is a predicted model, not a curated record. Gene Ontology annotation, molecular function: protein binding.
CUCCAUUAGUUGGGGGACAGACAGACAGACCGAUUCAAGCACCUUGUUCAUGCAGAGUUCUGGUCCUGUGAGCCAGGAUCUCACUGCAGAAAUGUCGGUGUGGUCUGUCGUCUUGUUCCUGAUCCACGGCUUGCAUGGCCAUCAGCUGUGCCCUCGAAGGUGCGACUGCCCGCCAGGAAACGGUGUGGUGUGGUGCAAUUGGAGAAACCUGAUGGUUAUCCCUUUCGACAUUCCUCAGGACACGCUAGUAUUGUACCUAGAUUCUAACUGGAUUGUCCACAUAUCCAGCGGGGCCUUCCAUGGCCUGAAACUCCUCCAUGAACUUCACCUGGCGGACAAUCUCAUCGAGAGCAUCUCUCCAGCAGCCUUCCAUGGCUUAGGGAAUGCCCUGAGGCUCCUGGACCUGUCAGGGAACAAGUUGCGAAAAAUAGACCCCGCUCCUUUCGUCAUGCUGACCUGGGUUAGGCUAGAACUCUACAACAAUCCCUGGCAUUGUGACUGCUCCCUGCAGGAGCUGAUAAAGGCUCUUUCCUUGGGCGCCGAGACAGCGGAAGACAUUGUGUGCACCACCGCAACUUGGAAGGAGUAUGUUGGGAAGACUUUGUCCCAUCUGGUCAGUACUGGCGUCAACUUCUGCGUCACUCAUCAGAAGAACACCGAUUUUGCAAUGCUGCUCACUAUGUUUGUCUGGUUUGGUGUCGUUAUCACUUAUGUCAUCUAUUAUAUCCGGCGCAACCAAGCCGAAUCCCGGCGUCACUUGGAAUACCUCAAAUCCCUGCCGGUUCCCAGGAGCUCAUUGCAACCCGAGGAGAAGGAGGUGGAUGAAGACAAUACGCUCAGCACAAUCCUCUGACGGACUAGACUCACACACGUGCUGGGGCUACACAACAGAACUGCUUUGGAAGCAGAUUUAAUCUGACAAGAAUUUGUCCCUCUAGCAUUAAAUCUAGGGACCAACCAAAAAAAUUGCUGCUUAAUACAAAGAAUCAAUGCUGCUGUCCAACUGUAAUGGUUAUAUAGGGAAGACCUUGGAAGUCUGGGCCCAGAGAUGCUGCCUAGGGACCAGUCAGAUAAGAGACAGCAUGGGCUGCAGCUGGAUAGUGGGUUAUACAAGAGGCUCCGAAGGGAUCACCCUUAAUUUCUCAGGAAGUAAAGGAGACAGUGGAGAAUUUUAUUUUCAGAUGCAUAAGACUGAUGUCAGCCUUACCAGGGAGACCAGACAGGAAACACAAGUAGAUGAACUAAUUCUACUUUAUUACAAGUCUUUCUCUCCUCCCUUCCUUCCGU